GUGCACUUUGAUGUUCCCACCGCCGCCGGGCGGCAGAUUUUUUCCAUCCAAUGUUGUGCCAAAAACGAAGAAGCGAUCGUUUCUCCUCUUCGCGGAAGCCGCAGCGACGAUCUCGCCGCCGCCCGUUCCGAAUCCGGGCCAUUGAUCGUUGUCUUCGUAGAUAGGGAUGGGAAGUACUUCACGGACUAUGAUUCUCCACGCAUCCAAGAACUGAUGCUCAAAGUAUUGUCUUUCCUGUCAAGACAGCCAUAGCGCAUGGUCAUGUGGAUUAUUCAUCGCCUACAUUAUUCGUCUGCUCAUCAAACUUCUUGCCCUGCUUCAGGCGUGAGGAGAAGCAUGUGGGAGACACUGCACCUGCACAAACGAUGGAACAACUAGAUCUCCCUUCCUUGAACAACUUAUUACACACUGCAUCAUUGAAGGAAUCGUCCAUUACCAGUUCCUCGUCCUCCAUAUGGGCCCUGGUAUCCCAUGAUUGGGGAAUCACAUUUUACAUCAGGAUUGAUCACACUGGAUUUUUCCACACCUAUCCUUGUGUCGGUGGGCCGUUUCGUAGCUUACAAGAGGCUUACAGUGCCAUUGAUUGCUAUCUUCGUGAUCGUGAGGAUCCAACAAUGUGCAUAGAUCCAGAUGACCCAGAUUUGAUUUAUCAUGUGCUAGAAUCCACACGUGAGAGAGCUAUACGCCGAAUUCUUUGCUGGCCUGAUGGCACAAGGACUUCGCGGUUGCAAUCAGAGCCAAUUGAUCAGAGGCGUUGUUGGAUGCUUCAGUUGGUUCGAGCUUUGGUGGGCAAAUAUAAUGAUGAUCACAAUCUUUUAGGGGACCUUGCAUAUGAACUACAAGGUGUUGUGUGCUACCACGUGUUCAAUGAGGGGGGUAAUAAUCGUAGGAUGUACUAUCAUGUCAAUUUCACUGCAAAUACUAAAUUCAGCAAGGACCUAUUAUUCUUUGCUGAGACUAUCAGUGAACAACGUGAUGAGUUGGUGGUCAGCUGUAUCUGCAGGAUUAAUCCUUCUGACAAAGACAGGGGGCACUGCCAUGCUUGUUUAUCUGACGUGAAGCACCCCAAGGAUGAUGCAUACUUUGGUGGUCACUCUUCUGCUGGUGUCUUGUCGGGGACGUAUCAUUCUCAUGGUCCCAAGGAGGAUUUGGGAGUAACUGCUGCCCAAUUGAAAGACGAGGAGUCCCGCGUAAGAUAUUCACAUAAGGGCCCUAGGGAUCCAAACUUCCUGGAGAAACUCAGGGCACCAGUCGAAGUUAACUUUCCACCCCCGCGGCCAAUCGAGGAUACCAUUGCCUUUAUUUCCAGGUUCUGUAGAUAAGAUGUCUGCUGUUUGGUGUUGCUAAGAUAAGAAAGAAAAGGACAUGUGGUUUGGGAUGUGUACCUAUUUAUAAGAAGCUCCACUCGAUUUUCUGAAUAAAUCGAUGUGCAAUUCCUUAAGCGACUUGAUGUUGUCAGGGCUUUUAGUAGGUUUAUGCGAAGUAAAUCCAUCUUUGCCUUGUCCUGGUUCCAGCAUGUAGUCAUUUACCUAGGCACCUGCAACAAAAGUUUGUGGUAGAUGUCUUCUCUAGAUUGUUGAUCAAAGGAACUACUCGUGGGUUAAUUAGAGGUCUUUGGCCCCAAUUUUAACCCCGAAGAUGUUUUCAGCUU
Molecule: messenger RNA, 1651 nt
Organism: Lolium rigidum
Lineage: Eukaryota; Viridiplantae; Streptophyta; Magnoliopsida; Poales; Poaceae
Exons: 7
Coding region: 366-1322 (318 amino acids)
Source: RefSeq, a predicted model, not a curated record